Carica papaya (papaya) is the source of this 1730-nucleotide messenger RNA. NCBI's taxonomy places the organism in Eukaryota, Viridiplantae, Streptophyta, Magnoliopsida, Brassicales, Caricaceae. The record is from RefSeq and is a predicted model, not a curated record.
UUCAAUUCGAAGUUUUCAAUCAGAGAAUGAACGAGACUUCUCCACCGCACCCGAUCCACUUCAGUUCACUCAAUCUCCUGUCGUCAUCAUCAUCCUUCUCCGUCAAAUCUUUAUCAUGAGAAAGAGCAGAGAGGAGAGAUACCUGCAAAAGUUCUCCAACUAAUUUUGUUUCUUUGUGAAUUGCGAACCCUAAUAACAUGCCAAGUGUCAAUCAACCCGAGACUCCUCUCAAAGCAUCUUCGCCAUUGCAUGCAAAGCUUCAACCAACCUCCUUCUCCUCAUCCAUAAACACAAUAAAUACACAUUUAUAUAUACAUAGCUUACGGCCAUAUCUGCGUAUGGGCGUAUCUUAAUUUUGCAAGAGACGGAGAACGAGGUUGAGAAAUAUGGGGAAAGGAGGAGAGGCUUUAGUGGUGUGCAGUGACAGGAGUAUGGGGAUUGGGGUCACAGUAUGGGAUGUGGACUCAGGAGACCAGCUCCUUCACAUACCUACCUGCGCGGCUUCUCCUCACGGGUUACUGUGUUUGAGAAACCAGUUUAUUGUAGCUUCUCAGGUCAACAGGCAUGGGUCCAUGGGUGGUGGAGCUGUUUUUAUCUGGUCCUUGAACAAGCCUCAUUCACCUAUAAGGAGCUACACUAUGGAGGCUAUCGGGCCACUUUGUAGCACACGGGAUGGUGUAUAUCUAGCAGGUGGGUCUCCUUCUGGGAAUGCUUAUCUCUGGGAGGUUUCUACUGGACGAUUGCUUAAAGCAUGGGCUGCUCAUGAUAAAUGUUUGAAGUGCAUGGCCUUCUCAGAUGAUGGCUCCAUUCUCAUAUCUAGUUCAGACGAUGGUAUGCUCUGCAUGUGGUCUAUGAUUAGUUUGCUAGACAUGGAGGAUUCUGGAUCCUUGCCCUUGUUGUUGCAUUGUUCAUUGGAGCAUACAUCCUCUAUAACUGGUCUGCUAACCAUGUCCCCCAGUGCAAGUGCGACUUUUGUAUCAAGCUCCCUUGAUGGGACAUGCAAGGUUUGGGAUCAAAUUUCAGGAAUCCCAAUAAAAACUCAAGUUUAUCCAGUAGCAAUCACUGCAAUUGUUCUUCAUCCAGGAGAGCGAGUCCUGUUUUCUGGCAGUAUAGAUGGAAGUAUAUUUGUUGAUGAGCUUGAUAUUGGACGGGUGGAGGACCCUUUCUCUGUCACAGAUAAUCAGCCAGUUGUGCUAAAAGGACACAAAGGAUCUAUCAUUGCAAUGAGCUUCAGUAAAUCAGGUUUGAUAUCUGCAUCUAAAGAUUGCAGUGUCUGCCUUUGGGAUGUCAAUAACCAGGUGAUCAUUCGACGAUUCAACCAUCAAAAGGGUGCGAUAACUAACACGGUUAUAAUUCCUCGGUCCGUGUUAUUAAACCAUCAAAGAAGUUCAAAUCAGUAUCGCAUUUCUUUGCUGGAGAAGUAUCCUCAGAGGCCCAACUCAGCCAAUGGAACAAUUAUUUCCCUCCCUCCAUUUUCUUCCCUCAAAGGCAACCAUACUUCUGCUGGCCUCCAGAAAACCAGUUUGCUGGAUCAACAUUUAUUUGAUUCAAAGGCCGAACUUUGGGGAGCCUACGAUGGCCUCCAACUUGAUUGGGAUACCGAGUGUCGUAACAUCAUCCUUGAAAUGGAUAGCUCUCUGGUGGUACAGGUACUCACUAAGGAAGAUUACGAGACUAAUGCGCAUGCUGCCCUCGUUCGUGCGAUAAAGUACUUGCUACUACAAGAUUGA